Messenger RNA from Asterias rubens (European starfish), 1566 nucleotides. RefSeq lists its product as uncharacterized. The transcript is spliced from 5 exons. Bases 1 to 435 code for a protein of 144 amino acids. Lineage: Eukaryota; Metazoa; Echinodermata; Asteroidea; Forcipulatida; Asteriidae. The record is from RefSeq and is a predicted model, not a curated record.
AUGUACACAUACAACAAGGACUACUCGUGCUGCGCCGCGCCAUGCGUAGGAAAGUACAGCCAGAGAUCGCUUAUAAACAUCUUCAUCUUCGACUACUCCUCACUUUGUAUCUCAGAAGAAAACCAACUUGAGUCGCCUUCCGAAUAUACUCAGAUUCCCAAAGCAAUAUGGAUUUCCGAAUGGUGUUUGUCCUGUCUGUCGUCAUGUUCGCUAUCGUCACAGUCAAUUGUGAGACGUUUGAAGAACAAGAAACGAAGCCCGCCAUCAACUUUGAUCGAGAGAGAAGAGAAGUCGGUCUCUUUGAUGAGGAGUUUGCCAAGAGAGGGCGUGGCAUGCGAUACAGAAGAUGCAUCAACCCUGAUACAGGUUCAGUCUGCAAAUGUGAUCUAUUCAGACAAGGCCCUCAGUUUAUCCACUGUUUCAAAUAAGAGCUGACUGCUUGAUGCAUUUGUUGCAUUUGCUGUGAUUUGUGAGCAACUUAAGGGUUUAUUCAAGUUUAUCCCGAGUCUGCAAAGUAUUGAUGACCUACAAAAGACGUCACCGAGGCCCCUUAGAACUGCGGUUUUUUGCAUGUUGCAAAAUGGAGAUUUCCAGACGCUAGGUGGCAGGCUGCAUAACCGAUUUUAUCCGUAAUUUACGUAGGUGUUCUGGACAUGCGUGGAUCUGGUUGUGGAUAAUGGAUUUACCUAAAUAUGUCUGCUGCCACCUAGCGUUCGCGAACAUAGAGGGAAGUGCCUAUCGUUUGAACCAUUCCAAACAAUAUAUUAUGACUUAAUAAAAUAGUUAUUUAAUUAUAUUUUCAAUUUCGUUCGAUGUAUCCUACGUAUCCAAUGUGACUUUUAAAUUAGUUGAUGCAUUGUCAUUGAAACGUAUACCUAUGUUUAACUCUGCAAACUUGAUUAUUAUUAUUAUUAUUAAAAAGAUUUAUAUAGCGCAUGAUGGUGUCCUAUACACCACUGUUGACUGUACUUGUUGAAUUCCUAAUUCAAGUCUAUAUCAUUUCAAUGCGUGUCAAUGCCUCUAGUUGAUAGAUAACUAAUUUAAACUGAAAACUCAUUUUAAUCAUCUAUUUUUAUUAAAAAUACCACUAGACAACAACCUGUGAAAAUGUCAACCGAUUCUACAAACUUGGGAAAGUAUCGAUGUUCCUUUGUGGUUAAGCUCGUAUUUUGUGAAUUUAUAAGCAUUUCUUCUCUGCAAACGCCUUUCAGGGCCAACUUCAAAGAGUCGAUGAAGCACCUUGAUCUCACAUGACUAUCAAUGACUGACUGGUAACUUCCUCCAUUUUGUUCCACCCAAAAUCAUUUUCAAAUUCACCCAGUCAGUUUCCCUUGUGGUUUCAAAUUGGUUCCCCAAUUUUGCUCAGUAGAUUUUUUUUUAACUGUCUAUGUUGACUGAGGGGGUUUGCUACACAUGUGUUGUUCUUGUGUUUACAAUAAUAUUAUCUUUUGAUAUUCUACAUAAUAACAUCCCUUAUAAUUACUGUAUUUCAAUUGUGUUUAACAAUAAGUCAAUGCCUUACCAUUUGAAAAUAAAAUUAAAAUUGGCCUUUUAUAAAGCCCCAAA